AUGGUAGAAUGGGCGCAAAAUUUGGCGCGUUCUCAAGGUUACCUUCUUGUAACCAAAAGAUCUAAAAAAGUUAAUGGUUACCUUUGUAAAGUUGUACUUAUGUGUGAUCGGGGUGGCGUGUGUAAAAAUAGUGGUGAUAAAGAUACCAAAAGCAAAAAAAUUGAUUGCAAAUUUGAAUUGGUGGGAAGGUAUUAUAAGGUCAAUGAUCUUUGGGUGUUGAAGGUGAAAUGUGAUGAACAUAAUCAUGAACCUUUAUUGUUUCCGGAGGGUCAUCCAUAUGCAAGGAGGUUGACACAUCGUGAAACUUGUUUAGUUGCGACCAUGACAAGUCAAAAUCUGAAAGCACGCGAUAUUCUUGCAACACUAAAGGUGUUGGAUGAGAAUAACGUGUCUACAAACAGAACCAUCUAUAAUGCCCAAGAAAAACUACGGUUAAUUGGGCAUGAAGAUAUGGCUGCUUUUCCAGAUGUUUUAUUGAUCGAUGCUACAUACAACACGAACAAGUUUGAUAUGCCUCUUCUUGAGAUUGUUGGUGUUACUUCUACCAGCAAGACAUUCUCCAUAGCAUUUGUCUUGUUGGAUAGAGAAAGGACAUCAAAUUUUAUCUGGGCAUUACAUUGUCUUAAAAUGUGCAUUGGCUUAUCUUAUACUCCUCGUGUUAUCAUCACUGAUAGAGACUUGGGUCUCAUGAAUGCAUGUGACAAAAUAUUUUCAAAUGCUAACAAGUUACUUUGUAGAUGGCAUAUCAGUGAAAAUAUCACGAAGCAUUGCAGACAAAGUUUUACGUCUCACUCUGAAUUUGAUUCUUUUAAGUACUCAUGGGACAAAUUUGUGAAAGCUCCAACGAAAGAGAAGUACCAGAAGCAUUAUUCAGAUCUUCAAGUUAAAUUGAUCUCUCAUCCACGUGUUUUGAGAUAUUUGCAUGAUACAUGGCUGAACAAAUAUGAAGACAAGUUUGAGUCUAUCAAGACAGACAAAUAUCUUAGUUUUGGAAAUUCAACAACAAGCAGAGUUGAGGGUCAACAUUCCAAAAGGAAGCUUGAUCUUGAGCCAAGUAUAAUUGUUGAAGAUAUUGAUCAUGCUUUUUGGAGAAAGCCUGUUAUUGAUCUGUCCACCGUUGGUGAACCCGAAUAUCACAAAGAUAACCGAGGACGUCCAAGGUUGAAAAAACCCAAAACUAAGCCUAACCCCAAACCCCAACCCAACCCCAACCCCAAACCCCAAUUUUUUGACUUAAACAAAGAACCAGAUUUUGAUGAUCCUUUUGUGACUAAAACCCAAAUCCAUAAUCAAAAUCCACAUAUGCAUAACCACAAUCCGAACCCACCCUACAGUGUCGAUCCAUUAAUGAACAAUCGGUAUUAUUUAAUUGAUCAAGGAUUUGCAAAUUUUCUUCCACAUAUCACACAGGUUCAGAAUAUAAAUGGAGAUGGAAACUGUGGAUUUAGAGCGGUAGCUGUAUGCCUAGGUCAUCAUCAAGAUAUUUGGCCUCAAGUUCGUAUGGAUUUAUUGGAUGAGUUAUUUGUCCAUAAUGCAACAUACACUUAUAUGUUUAAUAGAGAAGGUAUGCAAUCGCUUCAGCACACACUAAGUCACUUUCAAGGACCUGCACUUCCACCACAUUGGAUGGAUAUGUCAGACAUGGGGUUACUCAUUGCUUCAAGGUAUAAUGUGGUGGUUGUUUUUUUGAGCAAUAGAGGAGACUGGAGAGACAACGUUUUUACCACUUUUUACUAG
Messenger RNA from Erigeron canadensis, 1737 nucleotides. Its product is annotated as PKS-NRPS hybrid synthetase cheA-like. Lineage: Eukaryota; Viridiplantae; Streptophyta; Magnoliopsida; Asterales; Asteraceae. The transcript has 4 exons. Gene Ontology annotation, cellular component: mitochondrion. Bases 1 to 1737 code for a protein of 578 amino acids. The record is from RefSeq and is a predicted model, not a curated record. Gene Ontology annotation, molecular function: methylmalonate-semialdehyde dehydrogenase (acylating, NAD+) activity; malonate-semialdehyde dehydrogenase (acetylating, [NAD(P)+]) activity. Gene Ontology annotation, biological process: L-valine catabolic process; thymine catabolic process.